Penicillium vulpinum is the source of this 237-nucleotide messenger RNA. RefSeq lists its product as uncharacterized. Lineage: Eukaryota; Fungi; Ascomycota; Eurotiomycetes; Eurotiales; Aspergillaceae. The record is from RefSeq and is a predicted model, not a curated record. The coding region runs from base 1 to 237 and encodes 78 amino acids. The transcript is spliced from 2 exons.
AUGUCUGCCAAAGUAAAACGCCGUAUGGAUGCAAAAUGCGAGAGCAGUACACUGCCGAUGUGCCCUGAGGUACAUUCGACGGACAUGGGCGAAAUCAAAGUCAAGAAUAACGCCGCAGAUGCCAUCCCCGAGGGAGGCGAAAACCGAUUUCCUUCUAAAAUGGAGCGCCGAGGAUAUGCCAGAUACAGUCGUGAAAAGGGGGGGAAAUCUGUGCAGUCGAAAAAGGAAGACAAGUAA